AUGAAAUCACAUCUUCAAAGGCUCUCUAGAUUUGCAAAUUCUUCAUCAUCAUCACUCGCUCGUCGUCCUUUAUUAUUAUUUUCAAAUGAUGUUUUUCAUUUCAGUAGCUUCUCGGCAACAGCAUCUUCUUCAUUCGGCCGUUUAACUCUCAUCUCCUCAUCAUUGGAAAAUAGAAGAGAGUUUCAUACCAAUCCAAUUUCUAAUUCCGAAGUCAAAAGAACAGAGCAAGAUUUAGCACAAAUAUUGCACAAACAUUUCGGUGAGGAGGGUUCCGAUAACGACUCCACUGUAAUUAAAGUAAAUGAUAUUUCCGGAGGAUGUGGAGCAAUGUUUGAUAUCUUGGUCGUUUCUAAGAAAUUUGAAGGAGUUUCAUUAGUAAAACAACACAAAAUGGUGAUGGAGGUGUUGAAAAGAGAUAUCCAAAACAUGCACGGAUUGACCAUCAAUACCAAAACACCUGCUCAAUACAGUAAAAUUGUUCAAUCUAGAUUUUAG
Messenger RNA from Naegleria fowleri, 495 nucleotides. RefSeq lists its product as uncharacterized. Lineage: Eukaryota; Heterolobosea; Eutetramitea; Acrasida; Naegleriidae. The record is from RefSeq and is a predicted model, not a curated record. The coding region runs from base 1 to 495 and encodes 164 amino acids. The transcript has a single exon.